Elaeis guineensis (African oil palm) is the source of this 1706-nucleotide messenger RNA. RefSeq lists its product as uncharacterized. The record is from RefSeq and is a predicted model, not a curated record. Lineage: Eukaryota; Viridiplantae; Streptophyta; Magnoliopsida; Arecales; Arecaceae.
ACCUGCUCCCUUCUUCCCUUCUUUCCCUUACGAAACUCUCUUCCUCUCUCCGUUCUACUUCUAUCCCGCCUCUUUCCUCUCCUGCUUCAAUGGCAUCCCCCGCUCGCUCCUCCCCCAUCGCCUUCUCCGGUGGCGCCGCCUCAGCCGGAGACGACUCCUACCUGGUACUGGACCCCAAUUCCCAGGCUGGCAGCGCCGCCGGGAGCUUCCAGGGCGAGGGCCUCCUCGCCGGGACGGCCGGUGGCGCUCCGGUGGCGGAUGGAGGAAGCGGAGGCGAGGUGGAGUUUGGGUUCCAGCGGCCGGAGUUCGGGCGGCAGGCGCUGGUGGGAACCGUCCAGAUCUACGACCGUCACGUGUUCCUCUGCUACAAGUCGCCGGACGUCUGGCCGUCGCACGUCGAGGCGGCCGAGUCCGACCGUCUCCCACGCCUCCUCUUCGCCGCCCUCAAGGCCCGGAAGGGAGACAUGAAAAAGCGGACUCGUUUGACCAUAUGUGAAGGAGAAGAUGGUACUGAUUCAUCAAAUGGAGAUGUUCUGAUCUUUCCGGACAUGAUUAGAUACAGGAAAUUGACACACUUCGAUGUUGAUACUUUUGUUGAAGAAGUGCUCGUGAAAGACAUUGAGUGGCUCCCUGGAUUAGCUGAACAACUGGCUGGUUCAUAUGUUUUUAUAUGUGCUCACGGAAGCCGAGAUCGGAGAUGCGGUGUUUGUGGCCCUGUUCUUGUUAAAAAAUUUAAAGAGGAGAUAGACCUUCGUGGUCUACAGGGACAAGUGUCUGUGAGCCCCUGCUCCCAUGUGGGUGGUCAUAAGUAUGCCGGAAAUGUCAUUAUAUUUAGUCCCAAUAUCAAUGGAGAAGUAACUGGUCAUUGGUAUGGAUAUGUCUCUCCAGAUGAUGUGCCUACGUUACUUGAACAGCACAUUGGGAAAGGAAAGAUUGUGGACCAUCUGUGGAGGGGGCAGAUGGGAUUAUCUGAGGAGGACCAGAAAAAUGCUCACAACCUUAGACUCCAGUUGAACGGUGGAAUGGAGCAAAAUACUGCAAAGGAAUUUGUUGAAACUACUGGAAUUGAUGGCGCUGUGAAUGGCUCUGUGGUUGGAGGUGGUGGAUGCUGUCAGGGCACUAGCAACAUCAAUUGUUGCCAGAACAUGCCACCAAAAGAAAAACCAGAAAAUGAUCAAAUUGGCGAACAGAGGACUCAGGACAUCGGGCAGAAGAAGAGCAACGAGGAACCCAAGGCCAGCAGCAGCAAAGCAGCCUCCCGCACUCGUAAAACCUGUCCGAUGCCCACCUGGUUUGAGAGCUGGGAACGGGAGGACACCUAUGCAGCUCUUGCGGUGGUUGCAGCCAUUGCCUCUGUUGCUGUUGCCUACAGCUGCUAUAGGCAGCUGAGAUGAAAUUCAACACUUCUAAGUAAAACUUUUGCUGGCUUAGGUAUCCAUAGUCCUCAUGAUACUGAGGUACCACGUAAUGUAUUAACAAUUUACAUUAGCAGUUAUAGUUCCAUGGCAAAGCAAAAAAUCCGCACACAGUGGUGGGACAAGAAGAUGCAUGAUGCUUAAGACCUAGUUUUGACAUGUUAUAGGUUUGAAUGAUAAUCAUAUUACUCUGCCUAUGUACAUCAUUGCAAGGUACAAACAGUAUAAUCUGAUAAAAAUGCCUGGACAUGAAUGUUAGUGUUUUUGAAUUGAGACAAACAGAUUGGCUUC